Molecule: messenger RNA, 831 nt
Organism: Sordaria macrospora k-hell
Lineage: Eukaryota; Fungi; Ascomycota; Sordariomycetes; Sordariales; Sordariaceae
Source: RefSeq, a predicted model, not a curated record
AUGGAAUCUGAAGAUCGAGGAUCCGAGAUCCUCGCCAUUACUUGGACGCUCACCGGUUUGGCAGCGCUAUUCGUGAUUGUCAGGAUAGUAUGGAAGUUUCGUUCCAACAAGACUAAGCUAUGGUGGGAUGACCAUGUUUGUUCUCUCUCAUGGUUCGUCCUCAAAACCUCCACCUUCAUCAUCACCAUCGCCACUUCCAAAGGCCUCGGCAAACAUGUCCAAGCCAUCCCCGAAGAAAACCUCCCUGCCAUCGGUCUAAUCGGCAAUUUUAUCGGCACCCUCUCUAUCCUCGCCUCGGUAUGGAGCAAGACCUCGUUCGCCCUCACUUUACUUCACUUGCUGUCGGGCAGAUGGACCAAAGACCUCCUCUGGCUUGGCAUCGCUACCAUCCACGUCUUCCUGAUUGUCAACGCCCUCUUCAUGUGGAUUAGGUGCUCACCGGCAGCAAAGACGUGGGAUGUCUACAUGAAGGGGACGUGUUGGGAUAACCAGGUGUAUCCGCAGUAUGCUAUGUUUGCCGCUGGCUACUCCGCAGCCGUAGACUUCAUCCUAGUUCUCCUCCCCUUAGCAUUAUUCUAUCAACUCCAAAUGCUGCACUGGAAAGAAAGACUCGGCAUUUCUCUAGCCAUCAUCGUCGCCUUUCUGUACGUACCCCUCCCUCCCUUCUCCCACUUGGAAAUGCCAAUAACCACCCCCCUUGCUAACCAACAACAACCAACAUCCAGCUCCGGUGCCGGCGCCGUCAAGAAAGCAACCGUAAUCUCGGGCCUCACUUCAUCAGACUUUACUUGUAAGCACCAUCCAUCCUUCUACUCAAACCGACCCGUGUAG